CUGAAGGAGAAACUUCAUUGAUACAUGGGCAAAUCUAAUGUCACCGUGGCCGAACUGUAGCGAAAAAGCCAUGCUUCCGCAUUUUGUAAAUGUUUUACCUACUUGACAAAAAUUUGACAAACCUGUCAGAACAAUAUCAAUGGUGUACCGUCUUUCACUUCCACUCGUCAUACUUCCUUGUUCCUAUGUUAUUUCUAAAUCCGAUAAGAAGCGUGUAGCCUAACUGAACAGUAUUUUUUCAACAAAAAAAAAACAUGAAGGAUGGUAUCGGUGACCAAACGCCUGUAGCGCGUAAAGAGGCUUUCGACAAUUACCUAGAUUACUAUGAACAGAUAUGGAGUAAAGGUAACCUGAAACUAUGCCAAGAGAAACAGGUUACCGUGGGAGCUAGACGAUUUUUGCUGUUAGAGACAGACCCCGGAGAAAGAUUUUCUAAUUUGGAUUUUUACCUUACUGCAUUCGAAUGCGUAAAAUCCGGCUUUAAAGAUUGUCGGGCAUUCUUCAGUGCGCUCAUCAAAGCCACAGAGGUGUUGGAGAUGUUCUGUGUAAAUCUGUUUCUUUACCCAUGGAAGAAGGAGAUCAAGAUACUCAAGACUUUCACUGGCCACUUUGUCUACUGCAUCCAGCCGGUCCUGACAAAGAGUACCACGAAAAGUAUCCUUGAAACAAUAGGGUAUCAUCUGGAGACUGAGACAGAGUACCGACUCACAGACAAUGCAGACCCUGAAACAGCCAUGAAAAUGGGUUUUGAGCUUUUCCUGGCCCGAACAGAGUGCGAGUACCUGUUGGAGCUCAUGGGUCAGCGGUCACAGCCUGACUGUCUGGAGAUUCUACAGAGGAGAGCUGCACCACUACAUAACACCCAGGCUGCCGAGGAGACAGCAAAGGACUCGGAAACAGAGCCCUCACAAAUGCAAAAACAAGAGGAGAAUGAAGAUAGACCCUUAUCUAAUGGUUGUUCCCUGGUAGACCCAGGACCGGUGGAGACAGAUGAGGGAGACUUAACCGAGGAGAACCGUGUCACUGCUAGCACACCAGGCAGGCAACAGGAUGAUGGACAGAUAACCCUCAACCUGGAGGUCCAGCCCAUUGAGACGACACACUCUCCAGGAAUCAGACCACCCAGGGCAUUCUUGAACGAUGACCGGUCUAUCCUGGAGAUGCAGCAGAAUUACCCAGACCUUGCCAUAAGGCAGAAGCCAAUAUUCAGUAAGCCACUGGGUGGACCUCCUGUAGUGCGGAGGAGACUUAUCAAAGAGAACACACCUGAGGAAGGUAGCAGUCCAGCCAAUUUAGCUGGCAGUGAUGUAAGUGGUCUCCAGUUAAUCUCCUUUCACGCCACAGCAGCACCAAAACCCCAUCUCACAGAAGCAGUCCCAAAACUCCAGCCUCCAGAAGAUAAGGCCUACGAGACUACUGCCACGCUCCAUGGACCAACUCCUCCACAGGUAGAAGUGACCAGAGAGGGUCAGGAGGCAGAUGAUGCAGACGAGCUGAGCAAGCUGGCUGAGAGGAUUGGCCAAUUGCAUGUCCAUGAGCAUAAGGUGGAGGAGCACAAGGUGGAGAACCUGAAAUACCCUGUAGAAGAGACAGCACUGCCGCAUGCCAGUUGCCAUGAUGGGUCCCCUCACCAGGAUUCUGCAGGGUACCAGAGCCUGCCUCUAAUGUGCCUUUCCUCUCUGGUGCCGGUCUGUAACAUCCCAGGCUGUAGCAGCUGUGAAGUAGCAGACAGUCCCCACAAACACGUUCCUGGUAGGGACACCAUCAAAGAGCCACCUCACACCAUCUAUGUCCCAACCAGCCACCUGGACCCCCCAGUGCUAGACCCUACUGCUGCUGACCACCAGCCCUCCGCAGGCCCUCAGCACCAGGACAUGGAGGGCCCCAUCAUUCAGCCCUCAGAGGACGAGCUGCUUCAGACAUAUGUCAUGGUGGACGAGCCUUAGAGGAAGUAAGGUCAUGAUUGAAUGCUGGUGCUCCUGGACCGUCAGAACACACAGAGAGAAAUUGAUUGACAUGCCUGUUCAGGUCUAUAACAUCACUUGCCACUAAGUUGUUUUGGUCUGGGGCGAUUCAAUCAGUGGAGGCUGCUGAUGGGAGAACGGCUCAUAAUAAUGGCUUGGAACGGAGCAAAUGAAAUAGCAUCAAACCAUGUUUGAUGUAUUUGAUGUCAUUCCACCCCUUUCUGCCUCAGCCAUUACCACGAGCAGGUCCUUCCCAAUUAAGUUGCAACCAACCUCCUGUGGAUUCAAUGUACGAAGGUGAUGAAAAUAAUUACUUAAUUUAAUUCCUCUUCAGUAUUUUCUGGUCUUUGCUUUGUACCCUUUCUUAGGAGACUUAAUACAAUGUCAAUUAUGCUUGACCUAAUUUACGAGGUGGAGGUAAUGUUUCCACUGUGUCCUCUUAGUGACAGUGCCUUAGUGAAAUUAAUUCUAUGCCAAUCCUGCACUUACAUUCCUUGCUCAUUGUCAUUGGGACUACUGAAUGCUUUGUAAUGUUUAUGGAAAUAUAAGUCCAAUUCUAUUCCGAAUGUUUUUUAAACUAAAAUAAAAAUGUGGAAGACUU
This is a messenger RNA of Oncorhynchus gorbuscha (pink salmon), 2565 nucleotides long. RefSeq lists its product as uncharacterized. Gene Ontology annotation, cellular component: cytoplasm. The record is from RefSeq and is a predicted model, not a curated record. NCBI's taxonomy places the organism in Eukaryota, Metazoa, Chordata, Actinopteri, Salmoniformes, Salmonidae. The coding region runs from base 255 to 1946 and encodes 563 amino acids. The transcript is spliced from 2 exons.